CUCUCUUCUGUCUCUGAUUUUCUUAAAUUCUCAAUACUUAUAUCCAAUCUGCUCCCACAAGUUCAAAGGAACACCCAUAAGUUUCAGAUCAGAGAACACACACACAAAAAAAAAUAAAGGAAUGAUUUUUCUUUUGGUUCCCAACAAAAGCUGAUGCAACAGUGCAUAAUUGAAUAAUGGCUGUUCAAACGUCUGGUAAAUCAGUUUAUGAUGACUUUGAUGAUGAUGAGCCUCUAAUUUUCAAAAGGACCAACCCAACAGCUAAGCAAAAUCGAGUAAAUUCAGAAGUAAAGAAGCCAUCAUCUCAAAGGCAUGAUGGACAAUCUGGGAGGCAGGUUCCUGAUGGGCCUUCUUCCAAUGGUCAAAAUUCCAGUAUGCAGAAGGGGAAGAUGGUUACAUCCACCAAGGUAUCACAAGUAAAGUAUCCUCCAGCAAGCCCAAAGGCAUCUACUUCAUCCCUCAAGGCAUCACCUGAAAAGUCAUCAGUGGCAAAUUCAAAAGCGUCAACUACAGUAGUUGGUCGUUCAAAAAAUUCAUCUGAACAGAACAUGUCAACUUCUGUUAAGGAGGAAAAAAACUCUGUGAAAUGUCCCCCUUUAGAAAAAAAUAGUGAUUCUGAGGACUCGGGAGAUGAUAAACCAUUGAGUGCUAGACUCUUGGUGAAACCCACCGCUGUCCCCAAAAGGACGAGCAAACCUGUUUCUGACCUCAAGGCAUCUUCUGAAAACUCACUGGUAGCAAAUUCAAAAGCGUCGACUACAUUAGAUGGUCGGUCAAAGCAUUCAUCCCAACAGAACAUGUCAACUUCUGUUAAGGAGGAAAAGAAUUCUGUUAAAUGUCCCGUAGAAAAUAGUGAUUCUGAAGAUGAGAAACCACUGAGUGCUAGACUUAUGACAAAACCCACCAUUGUCCCCAAACCUGUUCUUGACAAAUCACAGGCAUCAGAAUCAAAAUACACUCUGAAAAAAUCUUCUGCAGAAUCUGAUGAUGAAGCUCCUUUGUCUUCAAGGUUCUCACCAAAAUCCAAUAUGGGUAUAUCCAGUAGUAAACAGCAGAUAGUAAGUUCUAAUGAAAAGAAACCUUUGGCUUUGAAAAUUCAGCAAAAUGGUUCUACCUCGAGGGAUAAACAACAAAAGUCUUCCAUGCAAACGAGCAAGAGACCUCUAGAUAAGGUGAAUUCCUCAGAACAACCUUUAGUUAAAAAGGCAAAGCUCUUAGAUGCAUCUACACCAAUGAAGAUAAAGCAAACAUCAGUCAAAGCUGAAGCAAAGGCAGACGACGACGACGACGAUGACUUUAUUCCAAUUUCCCAGAGAAUGAAGAAGUCAUCUGCAUCAGACGCUAAGUCUUCUUCCACGAAGAAAAAGGCAGUAAAAGUUGUUUCUUCUUCAUUUAAGAAAACAACUAAGAAGUCCAAGAAAGUAGUGAAAAAUUCAAAAUAUAUAAGAUCGACAAAAAUGACACCUAGCUCUGGUGAUGGGCAAAAGAAAUGGACUACCUUAGUUCACAAUGGUGUCAUUUUUCCACCUCCAUAUCAGUCUCAUGGAGUGAAGAUGCUUUAUAAUGGGAAGCCAGUUGAUUUGACUCCUGAACAAGAGGAGGUUGCCACAAUGUUUGCAGUGAUGAAAGAUACAGAUUAUAUGCAGAAAGAUAAGUUCAAAGAGAAUUUCUGGAAUGAUUGGCGAAAAUUACUUGGUAAAAACCAUGUAAUUCAGGGCUUAGAGAAAUGUGAUUUCACCCCAAUUUAUGACUGGUACCAAAAGGAAAAGGAUAAGAAGAAACAAAUGACUACAGAAGAGAAGAAGACAUUGAAGGAAGAGAAAUUGAAGCAGGAGGAAAAGUAUAUGUGGGCCAUUGUUGAUGGUGUUAAAGAGAAGGUUGGAAACUUUAGAGUUGAACCACCCGGAUUAUUCCGAGGCCGUGGAGAGCAUCCAAAGAUGGGAAAAUUGAAAAAACGCAUUCGUCCUAGCGACAUUACUAUCAAUGUUGGAAAGGAUGCUUCAAUUCCAGAAUGCCCUAUCCCUGGUGAAAGCUGGAAGGAAGUAAGACAUGACAAUACUGUCACAUGGUUAGCUUUUUGGAAUGAUCCAAUCAAUCCAAAGGAAUUCAAGUAUGUGUUCCUUGCAGCUAGUAGUACCUUGAAGGGGCAAAGUGACAAGGAAAAAUAUGAAAAAGCAAGGAUGCUGAAGGACUACAUAGAAAACAUCAGGACUGCAUACACGAAGAAUUUUACAUGCAAAGAUGUCUCGAAACGGCAAAUUGCAGUUGCUACCUAUCUUAUUGAUAAACUAGCGCUGAGGGCUGGCAAUGAGAAGGAUGAUGAUGAGGCUGAUACUGUUGGUUGCUGCACAUUGAAAGUAGAGAACGUAAAAGCAGUAGACCCAAACACAUUGGAGUUUAACUUCCUUGGUAAAGAUUCAAUUAGAUACGAAAAUAAAGUUGAAGUUGAGCUUCCUGUUUACAAGGCUAUUAAACAGUUCCAAACUGGAAAACGUGGCUCUGAUGACCUCUUUGACAUGUUGGACACCAAUAAAUUGAAUGCUCAUCUAAAAGAACUCAUGCCUGGUCUUACAGCAAAAGUCUUUCGAACAUAUAAUGCAUCCAUCACAUUGGAUGAGAUGUUAAAUAGGGGAACUAAAGAUGGAAAUGUUGCGGAGAAAAUUGUUGUUUAUCAGCAUGCCAACAAGGAGGUUGCAAUAAUUUGUAACCAUCAAAGGAGUGUUUCAAAGUCUCACAGUCAACAGAUGUCAAGGUUAAAUGAGAAGAUUAGUGAGCUUCAGGGCUUGCUGAAAGAGUUGAAGACAGAUUUGGACAGGGCAAAGAAAGGAAAGCCCCCAUUAAAGGAUGCUGAUGGAAAACAAAAGAGGAAUUUGGCUCCGGAAGCGAUAGAGAAAAAGAUUGCUCAAACCAAUGUAAAGAUUGAGAAAAUGGAACUGGAUAUGAAGACAAAAGAAGAUCUGAAAACUGUGGCAUUAGGCACAUCCAAAAUCAAUUACCUUGACCCUAGGAUCACAGUUGCAUGGUGCAAGCGGCAUGAAGUUCCCAUUGAGAAGAUAUUCAACAAGUCUCUUCUGGCGAAGUUUGCUUGGGCAAUGGAUGUGGAUCCUGAUUUCAGAUUCUGAUAUUUUGAACUGAUCCUCAGUUGGCCUCAACACCCCCUAUCCCCCCACCUAAAAAAACAGAAAAAAAAAAAAAAAAAAAAACAAAGGACCAUUUUGUUUUAUCCUUUUCCAUUAAAGAUAUUAACAUUUUUUUAGUCUCAAGCGGAAAAUUUGAUGUUGUAUGUACUUCUAAUCUAAUUAUGGGCCGAGUUACCCCAUUCCUCACUUUUUUUUUCCCCCGGCUAAGAAGUUGAGGCAACAUUGUUUGCUUGAACUCUCAAACAUCUUAUUUCAAUAGUUCAAAUGUUCAGAGUACAUGAAAAUUCUAGAAAAGAAGUAAAUUUCAUUGGUUAUAUCAUUUUAUUUU
Messenger RNA from Quercus lobata, 3468 nucleotides. RefSeq names its product DNA topoisomerase 1 alpha-like. The record is from RefSeq and is a predicted model, not a curated record. The coding region runs from base 177 to 3122 and encodes 981 amino acids. The transcript is spliced from 16 exons. Gene Ontology annotation, molecular function: DNA binding; DNA topoisomerase type I (single strand cut, ATP-independent) activity. NCBI's taxonomy places the organism in Eukaryota, Viridiplantae, Streptophyta, Magnoliopsida, Fagales, Fagaceae. Gene Ontology annotation, cellular component: nucleolus; chromosome. Gene Ontology annotation, biological process: chromosome segregation; DNA replication; DNA topological change.